AUGUCAAUUGCAAGGUAUAUCUACUACACCAUUGCGGUUGCUGUUUUAUUAAAUUUUGUCAAAGCUACUGAAAAUAACAAUUUUAAACUUGAACUUGAAGCGUCAUGGAGCAAUAUUGAUUUCCUUCCUAGCUUUAUAGAGGCCAUCGUUGGCUUCAAUGACUCUUUGUACGAACAGACAAUUGAAACAAUUUUUGGUUUAGGAGACACUGAAGUGGAAUUAGAAGAUGAUGCUUCAGAUCAAGAAAUAUAUUCUACCGUGAUCAACUCAUUAAGGUUAACAGAUCAAGAUUUGGAUUUUAUUAAUUUUGAUUUAACCAACAAAAAACAUACACCAAGAAUCGCAGCCCAUUACGAUCACUAUUCUGAUGUUCUAACUAAGUUUGGCGAUCGACUCAAAAGUGAAUGUGCAAAAGACUCUUUUGGGAAUGCAGUGGAAACGAAAAAUGGUCAAAUUCAAACGUGGUUACUAUAUAACGAUAAGAUAUAUUGUUCGGCUAAUGAUUUGUUUGCAUUACGAACUGAUUUGAGUUCUCAUUCUACACUUUUAUUUGAUAGGAUUAUUGGAAAAUCAAAAGAUGCACCUUUGGUGAUUUUAUAUGGAAACCCGACUGAGGAACUGACUAAAGAUUUUCUUAAAAUAUUGUAUCCAGAUGCAAAGGCUGGAAAAUUAAAGUUUGUAUGGAGGUACAUUCCACUGGGAAUCAAAAAACUGGACUCAAUUUCUGGAUACGGUGUAUCAUUGAAAAUGGAAAAGUAUGAUUAUUCUGGUGCAGAAGGAAAUACAAAGUAUGAUUUGAGUCGAGAUUUCACCAGAAUUAAUGACUCGCAAGAAUUGGUCCUAGUCAUUGGAAAACAUUCGUAUGAACUUGGUGUUAAAUUGACUUCAUUCAUAUUAUCCAAUCGCUACAAGACUACUAAAUACGACCUUUUAGAUACCAUUUUAACCAACUUUCCCAAGUUUAUUCCUUACAUUGCACGAUUACCAAAAUUACUAAAUCAUGAAAAAGUUAAAUCCAAAGUGCUUGGAAAUGAAGAUAUAGGGCUAUCUCAAGACUCCUACGGAAUAUAUAUCAACGGUUCCCCAAUAAAUCCACUAGAGUUAGAUAUUUACAAUCUAGGUACCAGGAUAAAGGAGGAAUUACAGACUGUGAAAGAUUUAGUGAAACUUGGAUUUGAUACCGUACAAGCAAAGCUCUUGAUAGCAAAAUUUGCUUUACUUUCAGCUGUUAAACAAACACAAUUUCGAAAUGGGAAUACAUUAAUGGGUAACAAUGAAAAUAGAUUUAAAGUGUAUGAAAAUGAAUUUAAGAAGGGUAGUUCAGAAAAGGGUGGGGUCUUGUUUUUCAAUAACAUUGAAUCAGACAACACAUUCAAGGAGUACACCACUGAUCGUGAGGAGGCAUAUUUAGGAGUUGGUUCUCAUAAACUUAAGCCAAAUCAAAUUCCGUUAUUGAAAGAGAACAUCCAUGAUUUAAUUUUCGCAUUAAAUUUUGGGAACAAAAAUCAAUUGCGGGUGUUUUUCACUUUAUCUAAGGUGAUUUUGGACUCCGGUAUACCUCAACAAGUUGGAGUUUUGCCCGUUAUAGGAGAUGACCCAAUGGAUCUGUUACUCGCUGAGAAAUUUUAUUGGAUUGCUGAGAAAUCAAGCACACAAGAGGCAUUAGCAAUAUUGUAUAAAUAUUUUGAAUCAAACAGUCCAGAUGAAGUUGAUGACUUAUUAGAUAAAGUGGAAGUACCCGAAGAUUAUAAAGUGGAUUAUAAUCAUGUGUUAAACAAGUUUUCUAUAUCAACUGCUUCGGUCAUUUUCAAUGGGGUUAUUUACGAUUUAAGAGCACCAAACUGGCAGAUUGCCAUGAGUAAACAAAUAUCCCAGGACAUUUCACUUAUUAAAACUUUCUUGAGACAGGGACCAAUAGAGGGUAGAUUGAAAGAUGUUCUUUACUCUAAUGCAAAAUCAGAACGCAAUUUACGUAUAAUUCCAUUAGAACCUAGUGACAUUAUUUACAAGAAAAUCGACAAGGAAUUAAUAAACAAUUCAAUUGCAUUCAAGAAGCUAGAUAAAGCGCAGGGCGUGUCUGGAACAUUUUGGCUAGUGUCGGAUUUUACCAAGUCAGAAAUAAUUACUCAAUUGAUAGAUUUGUUAUUGCUUCUCAAAAAGAAAGCAAUUCAGAUAAGAAUUAUUAAUACUGGGGAUACAGAUGUUUUUGGAAAAUUGAAAACAAAGUUUAAAUUAACCGCCUUAACAAAUGGACAAAUUGAUGAAAUUAUUGAGAUUUUGAAAAAAUCCAACGCUUCAAGUGCAAAUAAUGAUGAAUUGAAAAAAAUGCUUGAGACUAAGCAAUUACCUGCUCAUCACUCUUUUUUGCUAUUCAACUCUAGAUAUUUUAGAUUGGAUGGAAAUUUUGGAUACGAGGAAUUGGAUCAAAUUAUAGAGUUUGAAGUAUCUCAAAGAUUGAACUUAAUCCCGGACAUCAUGGAGGCAUAUCCGGAUGAGUUUAGGUCGAAGAAGGUAAGUGAUUUUAAUCUGGUUUUGUCUGGAUUGGACAAUAUGGACUGGUUUGAUUUGGUGACUUCCAUAGUGACAAAAUCAUUCCAUGUCGACGAAAAAAGGUUUAUUGUUGAUGUUAACAGGUUUGAUUUUAGCUCAUUGGAUUUUUCAAACUCGAUUGAUGUAACGACUUAUGAAGAAAAUAGUCCAGUUGAUGUAUUAAUAAUUUUGAACCCAAUGGAUGAAUAUUCUCAAAAAUUGAUAAGCCUUGUUAAUAGCAUUACAGAUUUUCUGUUCUUGAACAUUAGAAUCUUACUACAACCAAGAGUGGAUCUGAAAGAAGAGAUCAAAAUUCACAAGUUUUAUCGUGGUGUGUAUCCUCAACCGACUCCCAAAUUUGAUUCCAAUGGCAAGUGGAUCCAACAUUAUUCAGCUCAAUUUGAAAGUAUUCCAUCCAAUGUGACCUAUUCUACUGAAUUAGAUGUUCCACAUAAGUGGAUAGUUGUUCCUCAACUGAGUUCGAUGGAUUUAAACACAAUCAAUUUCAGCGAAAGCCACUCUGUUGAUGCAAAAUACUCUCUAAAAAAUAUAUUAAUUGAAGGAUAUGCUAGAGAUAUUCAUACUGGGAAGGCCCCUGAUGGUUUAAUCUUUAGAGCCUUUAAUAAAAAUUACUCAACUGAUACUUUGGUGAUGACUUCCUUGGACUAUUUUCAAAUCAAAGGGUAUCCUAGUAUUUUCAACUUUAGUACGACCUCAAAUGACACAUUAUUGUCUGCAUCGGAAAACAAAUAUCAGGCUAAUACCGAGGAAUUGGAGAGCAUUGAGGUGCCAGUUUUUAAAAUUGAUGGAUCGACCAUAUAUCCAAGGGUAAUGAAAUCUGGCAACAAUAAGCCAAUGCUGACGAGAAAACAUGCAGAUAUAAAUAUUUUUACAAUUGCUGGUGGCCAACUUUAUGAAAAGUUAACUAGCAUUAUGAUUGCGUCAGUAAGAAAACAUAACCCUAGCCUGACAAUAAAAUUCUGGAUUUUGGAAGAUUUUGCGACCCCACAAUUCAAACACUUGGUAGAGCUUAUCUCAGUAAAGUAUAAUGUCGAAUAUGAGUUUAUUAGUUACAAAUGGCCCAAUUUCUUGAGAAAACAGAAAACCAAAGAAAGAAUGAUUUGGGGGUAUAAGAUUUUGUUUUUGGACGUUUUGUUCCCACAAGAUCUCAACAAGAUUAUAUUCAUUGACGCCGAUCAAAUAUGUAGGGCAGAUUUGACAGAAUUGGUUAACAUGGAUCUUGAAGGUGCUCCAUAUGGAUUUACUCCAAUGUGUGAUUCUCGGGAAGAAAUGGAAGGUUUCAGAUUUUGGAAAGAAGGAUACUGGUCCGAUGUUUUGAAGGAUGAUUUGAAAUAUCAUAUUAGUGCAUUAUUUGUUGUUGAUUUGCAAAAGUUCAGAUCUAUAAAAGCUGGAGACAGAUUGAGAGCACACUAUCAAAAGCUUUCUAGUGAUCCAAAUUCGUUGAGCAAUUUAGAUCAAGAUUUGCCCAAUAAUAUGCAAAGACUGAUAAAAAUUUUCAGUUUGCCUCAAAAUUGGCUCUGGUGUGAAACGUGGUGCUCAGAUAAAAGCUUGGAAGAUGCAAAAAUGAUUGAUCUUUGCAACAAUCCAUUAACUAGAGAAAAUAAAUUAGAUGCUGCUAAGAGAUUGAUCCCAGAAUGGAUUGAAUACGAGCAAGCAAUUGAACCAUUGGUAUCAUUAGUACAGAAUAAUACCGCCAAAGAAGUUGUUCAAGAGAUAGAAAUUGAUACAGACGGAGAACAAGAAGAACAAGAACAAGAAAGUAAUGAUGAUGAUUUUAUUCACGAUGAAUUGUAA
Candida albicans SC5314 is the source of this 4344-nucleotide messenger RNA. RefSeq names its product Kre5p (gene KRE5). Gene Ontology annotation, cellular component: endoplasmic reticulum. Gene Ontology annotation, molecular function: UDP-glucose:glycoprotein glucosyltransferase activity. Lineage: Eukaryota; Fungi; Ascomycota; Pichiomycetes; Serinales; Debaryomycetaceae. The transcript has a single exon. The record is from RefSeq and is a predicted model, not a curated record. Bases 1 to 4344 code for a protein of 1447 amino acids.